AUGUGCAAAUUAUACAAUUGUCUUAAAUAUCUAUCUCUCAAGACCGCGACUUCACUUUUACAAUUACUCAUUAUCAGUAUAGUUAUGGGACUUUGCUCAAUUGUUCUUGUCGUAAAUCGCAUUAUGAUGGAUGCAUUAAUCUCUGAAAUUUCGGAUAAAUUGCUGUUUAAAUAAAACUUUUAAUAGUAUGAGCUCUAAACAGAAAUGUUAAAAUAUUAAGUAAAUUUGCCCAUGAUUCAAAGAUUUUAAAUGAUGAACAGCUUCGGCAAAAUAUACCAAAAUUUUAUGCCCUAGGUACAAAUUUAAAACUUUAAUUAUCCUAUGGAAUGUCCUUUAUAUGAAGGUCAACAUCACGAAUAAUAUAGAACACUAUUUUCUCUGCCUGAAUUUUGCAUUUCAUAUCACAAUUAAACCAAAAAUAUUGAUAAUGGACAAAUUAAUCCUUUCUUGAACAUUCUCAAUUAACUCAUUAUCCCCUUUACAUUUGCUCCUAUAACAGAACUUUAUAUGACAAACACAGAUGAGAAUUAUUUUUUUGCCUCUAAUCCCCCCAUUUUUAACUACCCAUCAUACAACCCCUAAGUUAGACCUUGGUACUUAAAUCAUUUGGAAAAAUCUCAAACGUCAAAUAGCUAAGGUUUUGUCUCCUAUGUCUAUAAAUCUUAUGGCAAUGAGCAAUACAGUUUCACAAUUACAUAUUCUUUAUUUGAAAGCAAUCCAUCAAAAAAAAAUAAGAGAGGAAAUUUAUAGGCAAUUAUGGGUUAGGAUUUGAGUUUCUAGGAAUAUUCAGACCAUCUUUAUUUCAAGUAAUUUACUUUUUUAAUAACAAACCUACUUGGCUAAAUUAUAUGUACAAAUUCCAUUGAAGAUAUAAGACUUGAUUAAGGAAUAAUUUAUGUAUAUCAGUAAAACCUAACUGGUUUCACAACAUAGGAUUGGUAAUAGAUUUAAUUGUAUGCCUCAUAAUAAUCAUACACUAAUAAUUGUACAUUAUAAAUUAAACAUCUAUGUAGAUUUAAUACAAAAUACAAAGAGGAUAUUAUAUUACAUGUAUUGAAUCUAAAAUCCGAUUUUUAUCUGAUCAUGUAUUAACCUUAUAUUUAUAAUAGAUUUUAAAAUGUAACAAUUCAGAGGGAAAAUAUAGAAAUGGCUGAAAAUACAAAAUUAGAAGUCAUAAAAGCAUUUGCAAGAAAUAUCUCUUAUUUGUUAGGGGCAUCUUUAUCCCUUCUAUUAUGUAGUUGGAUAGGAUUGUACCUGUUUUUUAGGCCAAUUAAAUAGAUGAGAGAAAAAAUGGAAAUUUUAAUUCGUAAUAAAUUCUCCAGUCAUAACUGGAUGUAAAAAAUAUAAAACGAAUUUGAUGAUAAGAAUACUAAUUAUCUUAAAUAAGCUUUAAAGAAUUUGAAAACAAAAAUUACAAAUAUUAAAAGGAAGAAAUGCUAAAACUGCUAUUUAAUAGAGAAUUUUAAAUAUCCUAGAAAGAUUUUAACAGUUGAGUUUUACGACAUUAAAAAUCUAAUUAAAAAACUCCCCUAAGAUUAGGUAGUAGAAGAUUAAGUACGCUAAACUGAAAUUAAAAUUGAUAACAUCGAUUCUCCAGAACAUAAAAAUAUCAUCCCCUAAAUUAUUACAAACAAGUUGUAUUCUUAAACUUUGAAUAGUGAAAUAGACGAAAAUGUUUAAUUACUCAAUAGUAUGGAUAGAGUAUUCUGA
Molecule: messenger RNA, 1710 nt
Organism: Paramecium tetraurelia
Lineage: Eukaryota; Ciliophora; Oligohymenophorea; Peniculida; Parameciidae
Exons: 1
Source: RefSeq, a predicted model, not a curated record